GAGAGAGAGAGAGAGAGAGAGAGAGAGAGAGAGAGAGAGAGAGAGAGAGAGAGGGGGAGAGCGAGAAAAGGAGAGCGACAGACGAAUCCUCUCGGAACCUCCGCGCUCAGAGGCGUCAGUUGAGCGCGAGAUCAAGCCUCCCAUCACCCUCGUCGCAUGGUCUGCUCAGACAACGCGUCAAUCAAGGAACAUUAGUGGUAAUAGCCGGGCAGAAGGCCGUAGAACCGCAACGCGACCGCGCAACGAGAACCAGUGAUGGAGAGCCUGCUGGAUAAUCCAAUGAAAGCUGUUCUUUAUCUGAAGGAAUUAACCACUAUCGUUCAGAACCAGCAGAGCCUGAUCCAGACACAGCGCCAACGCAUCGACGAGCUAGAGCGCAAGGUCGAGGACCUGAUCGGGGAAAACCGGACACUGCGGGACCCCCACCAGUACGUCCACACCAGCCACCACUCGCACCACCACCACCCGCCCCAGCGGAGCACCAGUCCCCCGGCUCAGGUACACCUUCACCAGCAGCAGCAGCAGCAGCAGCAGCAGCAGCAGCAGGCGAGCCACAAAGCCGCGGUUCACCCGAGCCAAGCGGCUCAGCAGCAGCAGCAGCCGGCACCGCCGCCGCAGCAGCCCCAGCCGCAGCAGAUACCGAGCCACUCCGCCCAGCCUCAGCACCAUCCGACCCUCCCCGCUCCGUCUCCCCACCAGCCCCAGCACCACCCGACCCUCCCCGCUCCGUCUCCCCACCACCCACAGCACCACCCGAACCUCCCCGCUCCGUCUCCCCACCACCCACAGCAGCUGCAGCUGGUUCCUACCUCGACGCAGCCUCCUCAAACCAGCCAAUCGAGCCCGGACUCCGCCAGGGACGAUAAGAGGAGUCCCUGCUGCAAGUCCCUGGUCCCCCAGACCCCGACCACCCUCUGCCGCUCCGUGGGCAUCGCCAGGAAAACAGACAACCAGACGGUGCUGCACCAGUUCUGCUGCCCGGCGCCCGAGGCCUCUGAGGGGGAGCCAUCCUCCGCCUGUGUCCCCAGCGAUGACCCUCCUGUAGACGCGUCUUUGGGGGACAAUGGGAAGGGAGGAGAGGGGGAGCCGCGGCCCCCGCCUCAGUGUGAGGAGCACCAGCAUCAGGCACAGCCUGAGCCCCCCCUGCAGCCCCCCCUGCAGCCCCCCCUGCAGCCCCAGCAACACUCUCCCACACAGCCACAGCCACAGCCCCAGCCAGAGCCAGAGCCAGAGCCAGAGCCAGAGCCAGUGGCACAACAGGAACCACAACAGGAACCAGAACAGGAACCAGAACAGGAACAGGAACCAGAACAGGAACCUGAACAGGAACAGGAACCACAACAGGAACAGGAACCAGAACAGGAACAGGAACCAGAACAGGAGCCAGAGCUGGAGGCGGAGCUCGCGCCCGAGCCCCCGGCCAGCACCCCUCCUGGGGACGGGCCCUGUGAGCACGCCGUCCGGGCCAGCCCCCCCGCGGACCCCCCCGCCGCCGACGUCCCCGGGCCCGGCGGGGAGGAGCACGAAGAGGAGGUGCAGCCAGACGGCGGGCCGGAGGAGGAGCAGGAGGAGGUGGUGCAGCGCGGGGCGGCGGAGGAGGAGGAGGGGGGAGGAGAGGAGCAGGAGCAGGAGGAGGAGCAGGAGGAGGAGGAGGGGGGAGGAGUGAAAGGAGGCGGGGCGGGGCGGCGGGCCAGCCUGCACCACUCUGCCUCCCCCCUGAGGGGGGGCCCCCACUCGGCCACCUCCGAGUAUGAGCUGUCACUCGACCUCAAAAACAAGCAGAUCGAAAUGUUAGAGCACAAGUACGGCGGCCACCUCAUCUCCCGCCGCGCCGCCUGCAAGAUCCAGACGGCCUUCCGCCAGUACCAGCUCAGCAAGAACUUCGAGAAGAUCCGCAACUCCCUGCUGGAGAGCCGGCUCCCGCGCCGCAUCUCGCUGCGGAAGGUGCGCGUGCAGAACGCCGAGGGCUUCUCCGCCGAGCGGGCCCUGGCCGAGGGCUGCGGCCUGGCCGGCGUGCCGCUGGUGCGCUCGCCGUCGCUGCCCGCCGCCGUGGGCGGGUCCCUGACCGACCUGGAGGACUCCUUCACCGAGCAGGUGCAGUCGCUGGCCAAGUCCAUCGACGACGCGCUCAGCAACUGGAGCCUGAAGACCAUGUGCUCCCUGCAGGAGGCCGGCGGCUACCAGUUCACCGCAGAGUCCUUCAGCGCUGCUGCGGCCGCGGCGGCGGCGGCUGCGGCGGCGGCGUCCGGGACGGGGGUAGCGGGUGGAGAGGGCGAGCGAGGAGGGAACAAGGAGGCGACGACGCUGAACCCGUUGGACCCGGGGGACCUGUCCCGGAGCGCCAGCAAGCUGAUGAUGGCGUUCCGGGACGUCACCGUGCAGAUCGACAGCCAGAACUUCCGCGUCUCCUCCUCGGUCGUGGAGUCCUCCGCCUCGGUUGCCCUGGGCAACUGUGUACCGCCGCCCCCCUGCGCCCUCACGACCGCCGCGACGGCCGCCUCGACCGCCACCUCACCCCCCGCGUUCGUCCCGCCCGGACCCCCCCACGAACCCGACCCCCCGCCCGUAGGGUCCCCGGUACACCCGACCGGAGACCCCCCGCUGGCCCCGCAGGAACCCCCGCCCCCCCCGGACGCAGGGCCGGAAGAAGAGGAAUGCCAGUACGCCGACUUCCCGGCCCCGCCCCCCAGCGAGGAGGAGCUGGUGGAGGACGACGAACAGCCGCCGCUGACCCCCCUGGACCGGAUGGCCGCCCCCGUCGCCGCCGCCUCCGGCAGCACAGCCCCCCCCCCCCCGCCGCCGCCCACGGCGACGGCGUCCCCCGCGUCCCCCGCGGCCCCGCCCCUGGAGGCGCGCCGCAGCGGCUCGGAUCCGGCGGACUGCGGCUCGGAGCCGGUGAGCAGCAGCAGCGUGUCCACGGAGGCGCGCUCGGCGUCCGAGGCCUCGUCCAAGGAGGCGCUGCAGGCCAUGAUCCUCAGCCUGCCGCGCUACCAGUGCGAGAACCCGGCCAGCUGCAAGUCGCCCACGCUGUCCACCGACGUCAUGAGGAAGAGGCUGUACCGCAUCGGCCUCAACCUCUUCAACGUGAACCCCGACAAGGGCCUUCAGUUCCUGAUAUCUCGGGGGUUCAUACCGGACACACCCAUAGGCGUGGCUCACUUCCUGUUGCAGAGGAAGGGGCUGAGCCGGCAGAUGAUCGGAGAGUUCCUCGGCAACAGCAAGAAGCCGUUCAACAGAGACGUCCUGGACUGUGUGGUGGAUGAGAUGGACUUCUCUGGCAUGGAGCUGGAUGAGGCUCUACGGAAGUUCCAGGCUCACAUCCGCGUCCAGGGCGAAGCUCAGAAGGUGGAGAGGCUGAUCGAGGCGUUCAGCCAGCGCUACUGCAUGUGUAAUCCGGACGUGGUGCAGCAGUUCCACAACCCGGACACCAUCUUCAUCCUGGCCUUCGCCAUCAUCCUCCUCAACACGGACAUGUACAGCCCAAACAUCAAGCCCGACCGCAAGAUGAUGCUGGAGGACUUCAUACGCAACCUGAGGGGGGUGGACGAUGGCGCCGACAUCCCGCGGGACACGGUGGUGGGGAUCUACGAGCGCAUCCAGCUGCGGGAGCUGCGCUCCAACGAGGACCACGUCACCUACGUCUCCAAGGUGGAGCAGUCCAUCGUAGGCAUGAAGACGGUGCUGUCGGUGCCCCACAGAAGGCUGGUCUGCUGCAGCCGUCUGUUCGAGGUGACGGACGUCGGCAAGGCCCAGAAGCAGGCCGCCCACCAGAGAGAGGUGUUCCUCUUCAACGACCUCAUCGUGAUUUUGAAGCUGUGUCCGAAGAAGAAGAGCUCUGCAGCGUACACCUUCUGUAAAGCCAUGGGCCUGCUGGGCAUGCAGUUCCACCUGUUUGAGAACGAGUACUACCCCCAUGGCAUCAGCAUCCUGUCCCCCUUCGGCUCGGACAGGAAGCAGGUGCUCAACUUCUGCGCUCCGAGUGCUGAGGAGCUGCUCAAGUUCCUGGAGGACCUGAAGGAGUCCAUCGCAGAGGUGUCCGAGAUGGAGCAGAUACGCAUCGAGUGGGAGCUGGAGAAGCAGCAGGGCUCCAAGACGCACUCUGCAAAGAACAACGGCACCCAGCUGGAGCUAAGGGCCAUGCAGGGCUCCCCAUCAGGUCAUCAGGACAUCCUGGACAGAAGUGGGCACAACGCAGUAGAGGUGUCAAUCCAAAACAGGCUUCAGACGCACCGGCUCAGCUGCAGCCCGGAGCCGAGCCCCGGGAGCGCGGGCCCUCCUAGCCACCAGGGGGCGCUCUUCAGGCCGGAGUCGCCCCAGGGCCCCGUGCCCCCCCCCCAGCAUCACACGCCGCUGGCCGCGGUGGCGGCGGCGGCGCCGGGCGUGGCCCCGGGCACCCCCACCCACCACCACCUCCACCAACUGCACCAACACCAGCUGCACCUGCACCAGCUCCACCUGCAGCAGCAGCAGCAGCUCCACCCCCUGGGGGCCCCCCCGGCGGCGGCCGUCAGCCUGGGGGACCUGCGCCCUGAGGCGCUGCACAUCCAGUGCCAGCAGAUCGUCAAGGUCCUGGUGAUGGACGGCGCGGGGGGGCACGGCCACGUGGAGGCCUUCCUCAGCCAGACGCCCCACCCCCACCAACACCUGUACCACCACCAGCCCUACCCCCACCACCACCACCACCACCUGCACCCCAGCCUGCAGCCGCACCCCCUCCUCCACCACCACCACCACCAGCCCUACCACCACCACAGCCUCCACCAGCUCAGCCAGCCCGCCGCCGCCGCCGCCCCCGACGAGCAGCAGCCCCCGCUGCCGCCGCCGCCGCCGCCCUACAACCACCCCCACCAGUACAUCCCCCCCCCGGACCCCCGCCUCGGCCUGGCCCGCACCCCCAGCGGCUCCCAGAGCAUGCUGUGAGCAAAGACCCGGAACCGGAACCGGGCCUGGAUUCCCUCUCCCAGCAAAGACCUGCACACUCAUUUAUAUACACGCAUAUAUAUGUACACAAAUAUAUGUAUAUAUAUGUGUGUAUAUACAUGCACUGAUACAGCUCACACACGCACACAGUGUACAGUGAUACAGCUCACACACGCACACAGUGUACAGUGAUACAGCUCACACACGCACACAAACACAACGCAAGUAUGUACGCCGAUACCUGCUUAACCAACCACACCCCCCCACCUUAUUCUACCAAAUUAUACAUUAUGUACAUAUAUACAUACAGAAGAUAGAAGAAUAGGAUUAUGAAAUCACAAUGUAUAUGCAUAUAUUUAAGGUAAAAAUGAAACAAAAGAGAAUGAAGAUUUUAAAUAGUUGCUGAGAAUUCAAUGAAUUGCUGAUAUAACGUUUUACGUUUAUGUAUUUUGAAAUAUUAGGUAGUUUUAACAAAUUUCUAUAACUUUACUUCAUUUUUUUGCCAGUUUAAACUCUUUGAUGCUCGAAAAAAGAAAAAACCACGUUAGUUGCGGGCAGAUUUCCUCGUAGUCUGGGUACGACGUCCGAUCCCAAAAACAGGAAUAUUUUUAGAUGGAUUGGUGAUGGAUUGCAUCUCUUUGUGGACCGCUUGAUUUCACUUUUAUCAUCCCUAACCUCAUGUCUACUCAGUACUACAGUGUGUGUGUGUGUGUGUGUGUGUGUGUGUGUGUGUGUGUGUGUGUGUGUGUGCAUAGUUUUUUGUAAAUGCGUGCAAGUCAAAUAUAUAUAAGCCUCCACGAGAGAAAAGAGUGGAUGCACUCGCCUCUAUACUAGGGCUAGGGUAACAAUUAAAACAUAAAAAAAAUAUUCUGCUGCUUUCAGUAAUUGUAUCUUUUGCCCGCUUUUCCUUUACAAGGGGCCCAAAAAAAAGGAUAAAUUAACAAUGGUGACGAAGUCUCACAGAACAUUGUCGGAACUUCAAGACCCGGCUCCUUGUUUUGCGAUUUAACUAAUGUGUUACUUUGGAUGAAAAACAUUUUCCUCCCCUCAGCGGUUUUUUGGGAGAAAACGACCCCCGGUGUUUGUCUGUCACGCUGCUUCCCGUCUUGUUGUGCUUCUCUUCUAUCGUCCUCCACUAUCCGAACGUCUGUCACGCUCAGAGGAUUCUCUGACACACAGACGGAGAGCGAAGGCAACUAAUAAUACGGCUUCAUCACCGCCAAACCAAAUCACCCCAGCGCCCACCUGAUGAACCUCAUCACUAUGGUUACCACGUUAUUGUUUGACUGGUACGCUUCCUGUUUGCUGUGGUGACCUUCUGCCAGGCCUUUGUGUUCGUGUUGGGAACGGAUCGUCUGAAUAUUUGCCAUUUGGCUCCACUGAGGAUCACCAAGAAGCUGUACUUAUUGAGAUGUUGAGAAUCUAUUUAUUAUUUUUAUCUUUUUUAUCUAUUUAUUUAUUUAGUUGUAUAUUUAUUUAUUGGUGUUUGUAUUUAUUUAUUUAUUAGUUGUUCGGCAUAGAUUCAUAUUGACACAAUAUUGUGUUUGUGUGAGUGUUGUGUAUCCAUUUGAAUCUGCUAAAAUCCUGAAUUCAUAAACCACCAUUUGAUUCCAGUCUCCACAACUCUUUUUUUAUCUUUUUUUUUCGUUCCCCAGAUAACCUUCCCAUGUGACAUUUUGAAAAAAGUUAAGAGUUUUCUCUGAUCUGAGAGAUGCACACACACAAACACACACACCAAGCUCCUGUGUCAAAAUGCCGCCUCCAUGAAUCUGAUGGCCCGUGUUCUUGCUGAAUGCUCGAUGUGGGGGGAGGCGGGGGUAUAUCUGAUGCCCUCUGCUGCCCCAGACCCAGUGUAUUGUAAAGAUCACACCAGCGGGGGUCAGACGGACAGGUGACCUGGAGACCAUGCUGCGGGGGGCGGGUCCUUCUGAGGGAGGGCUACCUCCUGAUUGGCUGAAUCUCUGAACGCGUGCUUCUCUCUUGUCAACCUGAGAUGUUGAUUUCUAAUCCCUGAUCGCUAGACGGUCUCUGUCCCCUUUCUGCAUUGUACCACAAAACAGAAGGAUCGAGGCUCUGUGUGUGUAUGUGUGCAUCUGUGCGUGUGUGUAUGUGUGCGCACGAAUGUGUGUGUGGGACACACACACAAUGACCUUGUAUAAUUAAUAAGAGCGUUUAUAAAAUAACGAUUCACAAAGUGGCGGUUCUAUCUAGUUGUUCCAACACGACAUCGAUCGAUGGAUAGAUGAUCGACCGAUCGAUGGAUCGAUGGAUUAAGGAUGUCCACAUCACUGCUGCUGUGAGUUCCACGGUACACGCGGUGUUUUGCUUGUUUUGAUUUUAUUUAGAAGAAUGCGAUGGUGUGCCCAUGCAUGGCUCUGCUCUGGGGAACCGAGGCCUAACGAACUAACUGUGAUCCCACUAAGUCUCUCUAGAGACUUCAUUUUUCUUGUGCAUGACUGAAUUUGUUGCCCGUUUAAAGAACAGAGAGACACUAGCUGAUCCCUGGGGGGCGUCCCGCGUCGUGGGCAGGACAGUAAGCUUCCUUGAGUUCCGGUCAGGAGCAUUUAAAAACAACCCGUCCUAAAUAGAAGUUUGAUUAUAUAAAAAAAAUGAGGAUUAAAAAAACAGCUGAAAACAGAUUUACUUUGUAGUUACACUGGGACUGUUAGUUUGGUUUAAACACAAAAGAAAAUCUGUCUACCAGCUGUUACAUUACAUUUAAUUAAUAGCCUACAUUAGCUUAUUAUUUUAGUUUAAUUAGGUCAGCUGUCACUCUUUCAUUUGGUGUUAUGUCAUUUUAGCCCUUGGGAAUAAUUAUAAUGUUUUGUUUCGGGAGUGUAGGCAUUUCUCUUGCACACGCUGAUGGUUUUACAAUCAAAUCCAUUAAUGAAGUAAGUUGUUGAAAGAAAUAAAGAGAUUCUUUCACUGCACUUUAGAGGGAAAAAAAUACAUAGAUGUGCUAACAAAUAAAACACACUUUUAGAUAUGUAUUUGUAAAAAAAAACAGUCUCAAGGUCGCAUUGAAAUGGACGCCCUGCGUCACAGUGUCAUCUCUGACCCAGGGUAUCCAUCUGAUUUCAUGUCACGGGGUUGUGCAUUUUGUGUGUGAGAAAUGAACGAGUGAUCUGUUGUUCCUGUGUGUUUAUACCUUCCAUUUCCAAAUGUAAACACAAUGUUGCAGACAACAGCAGUCCUCCGUCUGUCCUCUCCCUUCUCUCUGUCUAUCAGUCGACUGCUCCUCGACGGCACUCUGUCCUGUUCCAAUACUUAACAAAACGGACAGAGCUGCGUUUGAGCAGUACGUCAAUAUUACCCAGAUGACGUUCUGAGUCAAAAGAUGAGAAUAUCACAGAGUGGCACGCAGUAGCCCCACGGUACCGCUGAACCAGAGCGUAGGAUCUGUGAACCAAAGGGCUCCGUAAGGCCAACGCACGCCACUGCGCGCCCUCCCUCCUGGGUUUGUAGCAGCACUGUGUUCAUAGGAAGGGAGAUGUAUGGGCAGGACUCAUGUUUAAGUACAAAUCACAUGACAGACUCUCCCAGCCAUGAGCUGCCUUCGUUAGCUUUGGCUCGCUCCCCUACCUGUCCAUGGAGUACUAUAUCAACAUGCUAUUAAAGAAUUAUUUCAGUCUAUUCACCAAA
This is a messenger RNA of Gadus morhua (Atlantic cod), 8562 nucleotides long. It is a transcript of the gene iqsec3a, whose product is annotated as IQ motif and Sec7 domain ArfGEF 3a. Gene Ontology annotation, biological process: regulation of ARF protein signal transduction; actin cytoskeleton organization. The record is from RefSeq and is a predicted model, not a curated record. The transcript is spliced from 15 exons. Lineage: Eukaryota; Metazoa; Chordata; Actinopteri; Gadiformes; Gadidae. Gene Ontology annotation, molecular function: guanyl-nucleotide exchange factor activity. Bases 256 to 4920 code for a protein of 1554 amino acids.